Molecule: messenger RNA, 2505 nt
Organism: Liolophura sinensis
Lineage: Eukaryota; Metazoa; Mollusca; Polyplacophora; Chitonida; Chitonidae
Exons: 7
Coding region: 1-2505 (834 amino acids)
Source: RefSeq, a predicted model, not a curated record
AUGGCAAAAUCCGGACUCGUCUGGUCAUUGUUAUGGCUUGCACUACAACUCACAUUUGGCUCUAAAAGCGUCUUUGACUGGAUGAAAUGGGACCGCUUCGAUGAGCUGAACCAAAAAUUAACAAUGUUGCAGGACAACCCUGACAAGUGUAACUCUCUGACCAAGGCUGAACAGUACAUGUCGGAAGACACCGUGUCACAAGUACCAAGGUACAACACUCUGAGAUCAGAGGCUUGGUACCAGAACCGCUCCAGUCUGAUUCAUCUACAUAACAUGGCGUUGAACAGAGCAUUUUUCUACAGUUACAUUUUCCAGAAAUUCAACACGUCCGUGUUUGAUUUUACUUUUAACCCAGAUUGGUAUUACUAUUACAUGUCAGCCACUGCCGAUAUCCAUGCUAGUGACAACUUUAUAAACGGAAGCGCCGUUUUCUUCGAUUUUAACUGCAGCUACCCUAAUUGGUUCACCACCUUGGGGUUCAACGAAACUUUGCCGUUCUUCGGUCCUCAAGCCUAUAAGGUUGACGAUUACCGGGACCCUGGUAACUGGUUAAGGGAGCCAACACUGACUACAGCGACUGUCAGAGACUUCGGGGCAAUGGGCCCCAUGAGUAACUACUCUCAUCCCAGAUAUAAAAUGAACCCAUGGUAUGACCUAUGGUUGCCGGAUACGUCCGGCAAUGAAGAUUCUCUGAACAAAUUUACCUACAGUGUCGGCAUCAAGUACUCAAGUGCCACGGGUCAUUUCACUCACGAGGAAUUUCAGGCCUCUGUUUUCUUCGGACCCGCCUCGCCUGGACAGUUUGACAGAGACAAGGCUCUUCCCGUCCUCUUCACCCGUCCUUACUUUGACUGUGGCCACUCAAAUAAAUGGGUGGUCAGCGCCACAUCACCGGUGGUGGAUUUUAUGCCCAGAUAUUCCAAUUUCACCCAUCUGAGACGGCCCAGGUUUGUAGCUGUGGUAGUGAUGAGUAUUGACUUUGAGAGGAUUGACUUCAAUGCCUGUCCUGUUAGUGUGGGUAACCCUGGACCCAGCUACCUGUCCGGCACGGCCAGGUGUCAUCCACUUGAACACAUGUGCAAACACACAUCUGGCAGAGGCUUCAGGCGAGGAGGGUACAAAUGUCAGUGCCGGAGGGGUUAUAGAUACCCUAUGGGGAUCCAGGGCCCUUAUCCUGGGGACCUUGUGGAGCAAGCCACGGCGGAGGAAUUCGAGGCGGGAUUCGGCUGUGUGCCGAUUGACUGGCGAUUGGUUUUACCCGACAUCGAAAACAAUCAAUUCAACCCGAUUAUGAUUAGCCGAACUAAACGAGGGGUUGUUGGUGAGGCCCCCUGUCAAAAUUGUACAGAGCAACCUGAGGGAGGGAAAACUGCUGAGUUAACAGAAGCCCAGUGGUCAGAUGUUAAUGGAAAGACUCUUGGCCGAGAAAAGCGAUCCUUGUUUUACAGCCAGAAAGCACAAGAAAAAAUGGAUAAACUAUUUGAGUACAGAUCAUCCAUAACCGCGGCAAACUGUAAAAGUCGCACUGAAAGUGAACUGUAUCUUCACGGCGACGUCAGCUACGGGGUGGACAAACAGUUCGAGGCGGAGGCCCGCACUGCUCUUAGGCUCUCUCACUUCCUGUCUAACUACCUGCAAAACGUUAUCCCGGGAGAAAGUUACGCAGACUUCCGGCCAGCACAGGUACUCCACAAGGAUCAGCUUUUUGGGGAAGUCAUAUCAAAUGUCAUGGCCAACCACAAAAUUAGAUCAAGUGGAAUAUUUUACGAUGUGCACGCUUUUCCAAAUUUCAACUCUACCACAACCCGCGAAUUUUUCGGGCCUUACGCAUGGCGUACAAAGGAAAAUGAGUUUUACGCUCACGACACAGCCGGGCUGAAGACGCUAUACAUCAACGAAGAGUGGUUUCAGGAAAUGAAACAACGCUGGAGAACAAACAUGGAUGGAAUGAAGAAAUACAAAAUGAAACCUUUUGUCAGGUACGAUUACUCCGUCCCCAGGAAUUACAGGUUUGAGUUUUACCCCAUAAAGUACAGAGCACCCUCGCUCAAACAUGGCAGAUGGACACGGCCCAGGUUUAAAUGCGACGGCCAGAUAGACGACUGGGUGAUGACAUUCGUGGUACCAUUUUUCGGGAAAGAUCAGCUGAGACGAAAUUUACAAUUCAAGGGUGUAGUGACAGUUGAUGUAUUGUUGUCGGGAUUGGACAUCAACCAAUGUCCUCAGCCUUACCACGUGGCCAAUGCUUUCAAGAACACAGCUCGCUGUCCUUAUCCGUCCACCACUUGUUCCCCAUUGUCCCGUUACGGGUUUAACAAGGGCGGCUACAAGUGUGCUUGUAGUCAAGGUUACGAGUACGCCCACUUGGAUGGCCGGGGGUGGAUAGAAGGCACACUUCUGGAGAGGGAGUUCCAGAAGAAACAGAGUGGACUCUUUCACAGAUGCGAGCGGACGUUGACCCAAUCUGCAUACCUCUGGGGUAAAAUCACUAUUACAUUACUGUAA